AUGACAGAAGUGAAGAUCACUAGAGGACACUCAUGCGUUCCGUGCCAGCACCGAAAGAUUAGAUGCAACGGCCAAACCCCAUGCGCGUACUGUAUCAGAACGGGUAAAGAUUGUGUGCGCAUGCGAUUGUCGCCACCUCACACACGAAAUGCCCGUUUGAAUCAUCGACGACUUGCAGCUGCGCAGACAAGCACUCCCAGUGGUGAUGGGCAGGUCAUCGUUAGUGGAGACCAGCGUCGCUAUGUUGAAGACAAUAAAUUGUGGAAAUCCUUGGGUGAUGAGAUGCAAGGCAGAGACGUUAGCCCAGAUCCAGAGCGUCAAUCUCUACGAACAAGAACUGACACGCCCUCAACUGAAGUAAACCUCAUCUUUGGCCAUCAAAAGUCAAAUUCUACUUCGGUUGUGUAUCCUUCAGCUGUGCACUCAUUUCAACUAUGGCAGGUCUUUAUCAGCAACGUCCAUCCUCUGACCAAGAUCCUCCAUGGCCCAACAGUUCAAAAAGACAUCCUUGAAACCUUUUCUGAACCAGCAUCAACUCCCGGCACUACAGAGGCCCUAUUAUUCUCCAUUUACCUUGUUUCUGUUGUGUCUUUGACGGAUACGGAAUGUCGCACAAGGUUUGGCGAGCCUAGAAAGGACCUGCUGGCUCGAUACUGUGACGCAACCGAAGUAGCGUUGAGCAAAGCCGAUUUCUUGAGGUCUACAGACCUGAGGGUGCUUCAAGCCUUCACUCUCUACCUGCUUUCCCUGCGUCAUAUCUGUGACCAUGAUAUUCUAUGGCUUCUGACAGGUCUUGCGACACGUAUGGGCCAGAGAAUGGGCCUUCAUCGUGAAAGCUCACUUAAAGACCUGCCCCCAUUUGAAGCUGAGUUACGCCGCAGAGUUUGGUGGCAGAUUGUGAUACUCGAUGGCCGAGCUUCACAAUUGACGGGUGCAUCCAUGAACCCAAACAUGCAACUCUAUGGAGAUACUCGGCAGCCAAUUAAUCUGAGCGACGCUGACCUUGUGCCAUCAGCAAGCACAAUACCACAGCCAUCACCCAUCACCACGGAUAUGCUGUUUUGCAAAGUCCGCAUUGAAAUCGGCGUGUGGAUGAUUCAACAAAAGUGUUUGCUCAGCUCCGAUUCAGAAUCGUCGGUCGCGGGCAAAGCCAAGUUUUUCAAAGCUAUCGACGAGCUUGAGCGUCAUAUUGAGGACAGGUAUCUUGUUAAUAUGGACAAGGAACUUCCACUCAACCUCUUGACGGCAUAUCUCGCUCGAUCUGCUAUUUGUCAGCUAAGGCUCUCAGUUUACCAUCCCAUUCAUCGACCUGAGAGGGCCUCUGAUUUGAAUGCUGAACAAAUUGAUAUGUUGCUUGAAAACAGCCUGGAAGUUAUACGAUAUGACAUUCUAUCGCAUUCAACUCCAGCGCUACAAUGUUACUUGUGGCAUAUUGCCAACUUCUUCCCAUUCGAGACAUUCGUCCUUUUGAUCAGUACUUUGUCUGGUCGUCCAGCAGGCCAAGUAGUUGACACUGCGUGGAAGGUGAUCGACCAAGUGUACGAACACCACCCCUCAUUCAUCUCAGAUACUGGAGACCCUUUAUACUGGGCUCUGGGUAAUAUUACCCUCAAAGCAUGGGAUCAAAGAGUUACAAGUGCUAGAACGAGAGGAAUUCCCGUUCCUCCAGAGUUAUCUUGCAUAACCAACCUUGUCCAUGCUCGAGCAACACUGGCCAGGGCAUCAUCACAACAGCCCUCCACGACCACAGACAUCUCUGGACCAGUUACGCCUCAGAGCUUACUCCAGGCACAGGAAAUGCCAGCGGGAUAUCUUGGUGAUUCAGGUGCGAUGAAUGACCUCGUAUCACAAGCGGACUUGGGCAUGACGACUGGGGAGGAUAUUCUUGGUAUGAUGAAGGGUGUUGAUGUUGACUGGGAUUUUUGGCAGCAAUUGUUGGAUGGAAACGGUCAUGAUGCACGGGCGAGAGAGGAUCAGGAGACAUUUUACUUUUCGUCGUUCAUAAAUAAGGCCUAA
Messenger RNA from Fusarium venenatum, 2016 nucleotides. Its product is annotated as fungal-specific transcription factor domain-containing protein. The record is from RefSeq and is a predicted model, not a curated record. Gene Ontology annotation, molecular function: zinc ion binding; DNA-binding transcription factor activity, RNA polymerase II-specific; DNA binding. Gene Ontology annotation, biological process: DNA-templated transcription; regulation of DNA-templated transcription. Lineage: Eukaryota; Fungi; Ascomycota; Sordariomycetes; Hypocreales; Nectriaceae.